UCUAGGUCACCUUAUUCACAAGACGAGAUUACUCCUCCUGACAAGUGGGAAAUUCUGCCUGAGCAAAUAGAGUUUGAGGAAGAGCUGGGGAGAGGAGAAUUUGGUGUUGUUUACAAAGCAAAAUUUAGACAGAGAGAUGAGAUGGAGGUGUUGGACAAUGCGGAGACUUCAAAAUGGCCUGUAUCAUCCGCAAAGAAAGAAGCACAGGUGGUGGCUGUCAAAGUUUUACAUGGUAAGAAAUACUGACUUUUAUCUCCAUAGACAAAGGCAUAAAGUCUUAACUGCCUUUCAGUCCUCUUCAGACUACUGUAAGAACCCUUUUGGAUUUAAGUUACUCUCUGGGAACUUUAAGAACGCAAAGAAAAUUUAGCAGAAAAAAAAAACUCGGCCCUUUUCGAAGACGUGAUCGCAUGAUAUUAAAACAAAUUACACUGACCACCUAAAGACAUUACGUUUUUAAAAUCGGGAUUGUCUCUCGUUAGUGAAGAGCACGGAAAAGUUGGAAGUGUAAGUGAUUUGUGGUUUCUUUAUUCACUGUGUAAGUGUGAAAAAAUAAAUUAAUGCUGUCAAUUUCCAAAAAAGUAGGUUUUUAAAGCCUAUUAGCUCUAAAGAAAUGCAUCUCUUACGAAUUUACAUCUCCCAAAACCAAAAAAAAGUAAAUUGAUCUACAGAGCCUGAAUUAAAGCCAAUAAUGAAAAUAAAUUUAAAAAAUGCAGCCUGUAGUCAACACAUGUAUGAGAACUCUUUCUGAAGGAUCGGAUGCAUUUGAUAAUUUGUCUCCCCUUUUUGUGAUCCAUGUUGCCCAGGUUACACCCCAAAUCAUUUGAUAAUGAGGAGAAGGGAAAAAAAAUUAUGAAACUGAGCUACGACAUCACCAUGCUGAAGGCUAGACCCAGGGGGUACUCUCUUAUAGAAGUUAUACAAUUGUGAGCGGGGCCGUAGGACAUGGUUGCUGACCCCUUUAUUUAUGAAAUUGGGAAAAGAUUUCCACGAUUUGGGAAAAACAGAAACAGAUAAAACGUGAAACAGGAUUAGGUUUUGCUCUGCCUUGUACCAGGUCUGUAUUUAUUUUAUUCUGUUUUAUUGUUGGUUUAUUAUUUAUUUAUUUAUUUUCCUAUCUAUCUAUUUUUUUUUCAUUCGCCUUUUAUGAACAGCGGUUUAGGUAGUGAGGGAAACCACAUAGUCACAUCACACCACCACCGAAUUUUCCAGGAGUACCUCCCGGGGCUGCUGGGAGGGUGCAGUGGUAAACUAAAAAUAAUAACAAAUGUCUGAAUAUUUCUCGAUAUUCUAUUACACGGUAGAAUCAGACAUCUGUAUAUACCCUUGUGCGUUAGAGGAUGAGUGGGAAGCGGUAAAAAUGGACGAAUAUGUUUUUCAUAUGAAACAUUUUGCACUGAAUAAUGCUGAAAAAUAACUAUAAUAAAAUCAAUGUCAUUUUAUUUAAUUAUCUUUAGAUAAUCCAUCUGAAGUACAGAAAGCGGAGUUCACGUUUGAGAUUGAACAGAUGAAGCUGUUGGGUUCACAUAAGAACGUUGUAUCCAUGGUUGGAUGCUGCACACUUCAGGAGAAAAUGUUCCUGGUUACAGAAUACGUUCCGUGUGGUGACCUGCUGACGUGGCUACGCCGCAGAAGAAAAAAGGUAUGGACAUGACCAAUUAUACAACUAGUUUAUAACGAAAUUAUCAAGAAACAGAUGUAGGGAGACAACAUUACGAAUAUAUUUUGGUACUAUCAGAACAUUUUGUACAACUUAUUCGAGCAACUGCAGUUACUUCAAAAUUAUGAAAGCACAUAAUGAUAAUACUAACAAUAAUAAUUAUAUUUUUGUUACUUGCUUGAUGUUUAGAUCAAAGACCUUCAAGCUACCGAGAGAUGUUAUGCUGACAAAGAGGUUCUGAAAGAUCACGGAGAGACCAGAGAUCAUGUAGGCUUGUAUAUAAACUGUAGUUUAACUUUCCAUACUAGCUCUGUCUUAAAAACGUUUAUUAUCCAGAGUGCUUGUUUGUUUUAUGUCUGGUUGACCUACUGUAGCUAUCUAAUCUACCCAUCCGAUUGUUAUUGAAUGGUUUGCACGUAACGUAAUCAUAAUUCAAAAUAAAGAAUUAUUUAUCCUUCUGAGUUUCAAUUUAGUGAACUAUUAGAGCAACUGAACACAUGUAAUUCUACAAAGUUUCAGUUCGAAAGGGUUCUUCAUUUUGACAGAAUACGUUUGAAUAUUCUAAUUUAGUACAUACACACUCAGUGAUCUUGGUAAUUCAAGCAAUCUGAUUGGUUAGCUAUUUCGGACUAUGACGUUAUAUUCACCGCGCUAGGCGGUGAAUAUGUAGCAGAACGAAAUCGCUGUCGUGAACUGGGUGUUUUACCAAAGUUUCAUAGUAAAGCCUUUUUGAAAAUACACGAAUAUUCAUGUGCUGAUGACUUUAAAGGCAAGGAAAGACUUCAUGGUGUUUAAACAGCGUGAUUUAUUGUGAAGUUGUUUAUUGUAGCUGACUUUUUGUACGCUCGAAGCUAUCUUUACCACUACAGAGGAAAACGAGGUCGCUUUGUCACUGUUUCGUGAUUUCGGGAUUUUCUCAAAAGACCAAUUCUACCUAUGAAUAGAAGUUAAUUGUGGCUAUAUGGCCGGUAACCGGUCAAGGUUUUCAAAACACUAAAUGGCCGGCAGUCCUAUAUUAUCAGUAAAUUUCACAAAAUCGAAAGAUUCUAGCUAAUCUAAACUAUCAUAUGUCGAUUAAGACAGGUCAAGCGAUCCUGAAAUGCUUUAUAGAUCUCAAGUCUAGUGUUUGCUUUACGCUGGGCUCAGAAGACGAAACCGUGUUUUGGGUCACAUAACUUUUUUCAGUUCGACUGCCGGUCAAGGUUUUCAAAACACUAAAUGGCCGGCAGUCCCAUAUUCUCAGUAAAUUUCACAAAUCGAAAAAAUUCAGCCGUUCCGAACUAUCAUAAGUCGUGAUCCUGAUCAAAGUCUCUACGCGUUAGUUCCCUUCUGGAGCUGAAAUACACUUCAACAUUAUCUUGUCGACGUUAUGAUGAAACAGCUCAGCUCCAGAAGGGAACUAACGCGUGGAGACUUUUCCCGCCGGUUUUCCUCGGGUCAAGAUGUUAUGACGUCAAACGUCGCCUGUCACGCCAUGCUUUGGACAGAAAAUAGUAACAUAGUAACGAACAUCCAAAGACUCGAGACCAACAAAAACAUGAUAUAGAAAUACCACAAAACCGGCUGGUUUGAUCAGGAUCACGACUUAUGAUAGCUCAGAACGGCUGAAGCUUUUCGAUUUGUGAAAUUUACUGAGAAUAUGCGACUGCCGGCCAUUUAGUGUUUUGAAAACCUUGACCGGCAGUCGAGAUGAAAAAAGUUCUAAGUGUCACAAAACACGGUUUCGUCUUCUAAGCCCAGCGUAAACCAAACACUAGACUUGAGAUCUAUAAAACACUUCAGGAUCGCUUGACCUGUCUUAAUCGACAUAUGAUAGUUUAGAUUAGCUAGAAUCUUUCGAUUUUGUGAAAUUUACUGAGAAUAUAGGACUGCCGGCCAUUCAGUGUUUUAAAAACCUUGACCGGCAGUCGAGAUGAAAAAAGUUCUAAGUGUCACAAAACACGGAUUCGUCUUCUGAGCCCAGCGUAAACCAAACACUAGACUUGAGAUCUAUAAAGCAUUUCAGGAUCGCUUGACCUGUCGUAAUCGACAUAUGAUAGUUAAGAUUAGCUAGAAUCUUUCGCUUUUGUGAAAUUUACGGAAUAUGGGACUGCCGGUCAUUUAGUGUUUUUAACACCUUGGCCGGUUACCGGUCAUAUAGCCACAGCGUUUCGAAAAUUGUACGUGCCAGCAAGUUAACGAGGCAAAGAACAUUGGAGAUAAACAACGCUCACCUUGGUCGUAGCCGCUGUUGACAGCAUUUGCAAGAAGCGACAAAGAAAACUUUUUCAUUCACGGUGAGUUGACAGAAACAAAUAAAGCUCUACUUUUCUUCUCAGAAUUGGGUAGAAAUUUAAAUUUUGGGCCUUUUCUUUUAAACUGUUGAUGCUAAAGCUUACAAAACUCGAUACAAAAAGUUUAAAACUAUCAUUUGCCAUGUUUAAAGAUGCUGUAAAGAUCUAACUUUUGCGCAUCCACUGUUUACGGUUUCGUGUUCACGCAUGAAUUCACCCGUCAAUCAAACUAAUCGUUUUUUAUUGGUUUCCUUUCUGAUUCUGUUGAGAUCACUUGGUGUGAAUAUACUAAAACAAUUAUUCACCCAAGGCUCAGUUAAUAUUGUUGAAUAAUUAUUUAACAAUAUUAACUUCGCCUUCGGCGAAUAAUUGUUAAAUAUUGCGUGACGCGACAAUAAUGGGGCAGCAAAAUCUGUCACGUAACUGUAAUUGAAAGAGUGACAUCUUUUUUUUAGAUUUUUUUAUCUGAACAGUCCCUGUUUUUUGAAUAAGUAUUAAGUUUAAUGUUUAUGAGCUGUCUUGAGAUGAGCACUCGCUUUAUGGCAAUGUUUCUGUUAGUUUUCGGUCGCCAUAUCUGUGUUCCUCAGAGGGACACCAACAUGGCUGGCGUCUCAAAACAAAGCUCUAUAAAUUUGGGUAACACAUUUCUACGAAUACCUCGCAAACGAAAAAACUGCACAGACCUGAAUCGUAGCAAGACGUUUUGCAUAGAUUCCUGAUCGAAUUUACUCAUUUCCACACAGGUCAUUAAACUUGCUAAGAAACAGAUAAAGAAAGCAAAGAAAAUACAAUUGAGCAUGGAAAUGACCCCAUUACUACGAGAUGACAGCAAGGGCACAGCGUCGACUUCUUAUUAUCUCGGUGACAAAGUAUGAAAGAAGUCUGCCAGGAGAGCUUAAAGAUUUUAGAUGACGUUUAUUUCUACUGUAUAUGGAAAAACUGCUUAAUUAACAAUUAAUGAAUGAGGCUGAGAUACGAAAGCCGAAUUCAAUAAUUGUUUUGUUAUUCAUUCAAAAUUAUUCCUAGAUUAAAAACAUGGCUAAAACAUGCUUACCUCCAUCGAUCAUCGAUGUUAAGUUUAUCUUCGAUAGUGCACGUUUAGGUUUGUCCAGCUCCGCAAAUAUUCUCCAAAUAGCAGAUGUCGUCCUUCGAGUUGUCUUCUUGCUGUUCUUGCCAUGUUUUUAGCUAUUUUUCGCCUAGUUCUUACUCUUGAAACAAGUGAAAUGUCCGCCAUUUUUCAAGUUCACAACCAAAACAACUCAACCUCGUCCCCAGGUCUUCUCGGUUAACGGUGCCUUAACCCGCGAAAACGCUGCAUUUUUGACGUCAUUUCCUCGUUAAACACAAAAUUCUUCCAAAUUUGGUCAUCAGUAACUGGUUAUGGUGAAUUAAACGUGUGCUUUUAGCCAAUCAGAAUUGGGAAAAUAUUUUGAAUGAAUAAUAACUCAACUUAAACGUGGUUAAGGCUUGUAGCUUAUGAAAGGAAUUCUCGUAUAAUCCUUGUAAUCCUGACUAGUGCAAUCGAUAGAGUCGAUAAUUUAACAGUCAAUGAAUGAGACUGAGUAUCUUAUGAAGAAUUAUGGAGAUCGAGGAGGAUGUUAUCCGUCGAGGCCGUAGACCGAGGCGGAUAACACCCUCCGAGAUGUCCAUAAUUCUUCAUAUGAUACGAAAGCCGAAUUCAAUAACUGUUUUAUUAUUCAUUCAAAAUAAUUCCUAGUUUAAAAACAUAGCUAAAACAUGCUUACCUCCAUCGAUCCAUCGAUGUUCAGUUCAUCUUCGAUAGUGUAUGUUUAGGUUUGUCCAGCUCCGCAAAUAUUCUCCAAAUGGCAGAUGUUGCCCUUCGAGUUGUCUUCUUGCUGUUCUUGCCAUGUUUUUAGCUAUUUUUUCGACUAGUUCUUACUCUUGAAACGAGUGUAAUGUCCGCCAUUUUUUCAAGUUCACAACCAAAACAACUCAACCUCGUCCUCAGGUCUUCUCGGUUAACGGUGCCUUAACCUGCGAAAACGCUGCAUUUUUGACGUCAUUUCCUCGUUAAAGUCAAAAUUCUUCCAAAUUUGGUCAUCAGUACCUGGUUAUGGUGAAGUAAACGUGUGCUUUUAGCCAAUCAGAAUCGGGCAAAUAUUUUGUAUGAAUAAUAAUAACAAUUAAUGAAUGAGGCUGAGUAUCUUAUGAAGAAUUAUGGAGAUCGAGGAGGGUGUUAUCUGUCGACGCCACCCUCCGGAUUCAAUAAUUGUAUUAUUAUUCAUUCAAAAUAAUUUUUAGCUUAAAAACAUGGCUAACUCAUGCUUACCUCCAUCGAUCCAUCGAUGUUAAGUUUAUCUUCGAUAGUGCACGUUUAGGGUUGUUCAGCUCCGAAAAUAUUCUCCAAAUAGCAGAUGUCGCCCUUCGAGUUGUCUUCUUGCUGUUCUUGCCAUGUUUUUAGUUAUUUUUUUGCCUAGUUCUUACUCUUGGAACGAGUGAAAUGUUCGCCAUUUUUCAAGUUCACAACCAAAACAACUCAACCUUGGACCCAGGUCUUCUCGGUUAACGGUGCAUUAACCUGCAAGAACGCCGCAUUUUUGACGUCAUUUCCUCGCUAAACACAAAAUUCUUCCACAUCUGGUCAUCAGUAACUAAUUAUGGUGAAUUAAAUGUGUGCUUUUAGCCAAUCAGAAUGGGGGAAAUAUUUUGAAUGAAUAAUAAUCGAUAAAGAGCGAUUGAUUAAAUUGAAAAUCGAUAAAAAUUAAUAGGGGAAAAAGUUGUUGCUAAUCGAUAAUUAUCGACUUUACUCGAUUUUUAUCGAAGUUGUCAAUUAUAUAUCGGCCGCUUACUUACUUAAGUUUAACAUGGGCAAAGAACGUUGUUUCCGAACUUUCGGCUUUGGACGGUCAAAUUUGUAGCGAAAUUUUUGUUCACAAAUUACACUCAAUAUUCUAGCUUACGAAACAUUUUCCGCCAAUCUACAGGAUAAAAAAGAGUUAUAAACAACUGAUUCAGCUUGCUUGUACUAGAAUCUGUUCAAUUUGAACCCUACAAUGUAUAUAGUUCAGGUAGUGAGGAUAAUGUCCAGUGAACAGUUUUUCAGCAAGACCCUUAAAUUGCUUCUUCAAAAAGCAUAUUGGAAAGGAUCAUUUAAAUCGCUCUGUAAAUAUGCAAGACAAAGUAGAUAAUGAACUCCGCAACUAAAUGGAAAGAGAAGUAGCAUGACCAUAAAACACGAUAAAAAUAUGAGAGAAAAUCAUCAUUUAAAGCAGAAAACAUCUGCGUCUUGUUAAUAUUAUUUUUUUUUAAGUAAUGCAUUUUUGGGUUUUGAACCUGAGAGGCAAUCGAUAAUAUCGUUAAAUUAGUUAAAAACGAUAGCGCUGACAAUUGAUUUCCUGAUAUCGGUUUUUAUCGAUUGCGCAAGUCAAGUGUAAUAUGCAAAAGUUGUCUCUUUAUUUAAUGAUCUGGGAACCGAGAAGCGCCUCUUUAUGAAAAGAAUUAGUUUACUAUAAAGACGUUUAGAAAAAUCAGAGAGAGGUUUGGGGAUCAAGUAGGCUUAUCACAAGACUAAAUUUGGUAUUGAAUAUUUUACUGAUCAGGCCUACUAAAGAUCCAGCUGAUCCUCUCUGGUUUGUCGUUGUGGUUGUUCCUUCAAAAGUGUUUCUUAUACCACAAAACGUGAUAGAGAUAAAAGUUGUUGCUAAUCGAUAAUUAUCGACUUUAAUCGAUUUUUAUCAAAGUUGUCGAUUUAAUCGGCGCUUACUUAAUUAGGUUAACUGCGUGACGCGGCUUUUACAUGGUAGCCUGCACGCAAGCUCUCCGGGGCGCUCUGGCGACGGGGCGAGAAAAGGAAGGAGAGCUUGCAACUACGUCUCUGGAAUUUGAAUUCUACCUCCAAUUCGCAUGUGGCUCCCCGUCGACUGAGCUGUCAGAUUUCCACCAAUCAGCGCGAAGCGGAAACGAGCGCGAUUGUAAACAAACGAAAAGCACGUGCCAAGGGUAAUGGCGUCAUUACUAAUGUCAUCUCCGCCAAUCAGCAUUUCGUAUCGACUUAUUCUUUUCCAGAGACAUAGCUACAAACUCUCUUUCCUUUUGCCGCCCAGCCGCCAGAGCACCCCGGAGAGCUUGCUCGCAGGCUAUUUACAUGGCGGACGAGAGAGCUGCCAUGAAGGCUGAAAAAGUGACUCUGUUGGUGGGAUUUUGCUAUCUGAAUGGUCAUUGUAUUAAUGUCAAUGUUAAUGAGUUCCUCAAAAGAUGAAUUCACCUUUAAGUAGCACAACUCCGUGACACAUGUUUCUGUUGGUUUUCGGCUGCCAUGUUAGUGACUAUCCGGAUGGGCACCAACAUUGCGUUUCCAGAUAAAGCUCUAUAAAUGUAGGUAAAAAAAUUCGCCGAAUUUCUCGGGCAUGAAAAAUUUCACCGACCUGAAUCUUGGCGAGGGCAUUUGUACAUUUACCUUCUUUCAUUUCCCAGAUUCUAGACUUUCUAUUAGACGGUUUUGAUUUUUAUUUUUAAUAGCGUGACAGUGAAAACCUGCAAUAGCGUUACAUUUCUUCUACAUGUAAAUGUUAUCGCCAUUUUCUUUAAUCAUUUAGCAAAGUUUGGCUGAUGAGUAUGAAGUUAAGGAGGAUCAACAUUCUAUGCACCAAGACCAAGAAGACAUUGCAGUGUCUCCGCAACAAAGCAACGAAGACGCCGUUCUUGAAGUGAUUCCAUCGACUUCCACCGAAGUAGAUGUAAGACGAAAACAAAAACACCAUAAUAAUUACUUAUUCACUAAUAAAGAAGAAUUUGCCUCUAGGGCGCCUUAUUUUGCUUACGUUUCACGUUAGAAGGACACAGCGUGAUCUUGGGUUUCCUGUGCCACUAAUGUGUGACUUCCAGAACGAUGGCUGAUAUAAGGAAUCGUCUAGUAAAAUGGUGUGUUUGUUGUUUUUAGUCAGUAGGACGUGUAUCAGCAGGUGACAGAGGCUUUCUGGGUAAACAUCAAACUGUGGGCAUGGAUUUUCAUCCUAGACUUGAAAACAGUACCCUGGACCCAAAGUGAAUUUUAUCUAGCUCUAAACUGGUCACUUUGAAGUUACUUUUAAUAGUUAAUACUUAUAUAUAUUGAGGCUCUUAUCUGGAAAGUAAUUACUUGAAAGCUGUGCUCUUUCAAGCUAAACCAAAAAUUUGAUAGUUUUUUGUCAAUUUAAUUAGGAUGAGGAAUUCAAAGUCACUGACAAAGAACUUCUAACCAGGCCAACGACAUCACUAGGAAAAAGUCAAGCUUCUGCAAUGCCACUUUCAAUUGAAAACCUAGUGGAGUCAGACAAGGAUCCUUGUGACGUAGAGGAGAACUUUUCCCAACAACUGUUUUCGUUUGCCUGGCAAAUGGCUAAAGGAAUGGUAAUUAUCUUUGUUUACUGGAUAAUGUUGCUGGGAUUCUGAUUCUGAGUAUAGCUUGGAAAGAAGAAUUCAAAAGUCAAUGUUUUAUAAACAUGAAAUAGAUGGGAUAAAUACAUUGUCUGUUUUUCUAGAUAUGAGUACAUUAAAAUGGCUUAUAUGGAAAAAAAGUUCUUUUCUGUCGACCCAGUUUUGGUUAAAUUCGUUUCGUUAUGCAUCUAAACGAAAAUAUCUGGAUCUGAUCAUUGCAGAUAUUUGCUUUUCAUUUGUAUUUUUUCAUCUAUACUUAACUACUUAGUGUUCAGCAGGUGGCCAAGGUUUUCUGGGUAAACAUCAAACUGUGGGCAUGGAUUUUCAUCCUAGACUUGAAAACAGUACCCUGGACCCAAAGUAAAUUUUAUCUAGCUCUAGACUGGUCACUUUGAAGUUGGCUCUUGUCUGGCUCAAGCAAAUUAUGUUAUUUUUAUCUUUUUAUCCGUUAGUUGCUUAUUUACUAACAAGGAAAGUAAUUACUUGAAAGCUGUGCUGUUUCAAGCUAAACCAAAAAUUUGAUAGUUUUUCAUCGAUUUAAUUAGGAUGAGGAAUUCAAAGUGACUGACGAAGAACUUCUAACCAGACCAACGACAUCACUAGGAAAAAGUCAAGCUUCUGCAAUGCCACUUUCAAAUGAAAACCUAGAGGAGUCACACGAGAAUCCUUGUGACGUAGAGGAGAACUUUUCUACCAAACAACUGUUUUCAUUUGCAUGGCAAAUAGCCAAAGGAAUGAUAAUUAUCUUUGUUUUCUGCAUUAUGUUGCUGGGAUUCUGAUUCUGAGUAUAACUUGGAAAGAAGAAGCCAAAAGUCAAUAUUUUAUAAACAUGAAAUAGAUGGGAUAAAUACAUUGUCUGUUUUUCCAGAUAUGAGUACAUUAAAAUGGCUUAUAUGGAAAAAAAACUUCUUUUCGGUCGACCCAGUUUUGGCUAAAUUCGUUUCGUUAUGAAUCUGUGCUUAAAUACUUUGGAUUAGAUCAGUGCCGAUAUUUACUUUUCAUUUGUAUUUUUUCAUCUAUACCUAACUACUUAAUGUUCGGCGUACCCCCGCUAUUAUUUUUUGAGAUCAUUUUUAAUCGUUUUUUCGUUGCUUAAUUGUUAUUAGAAUCAUCUCGCCGAAAACAAUCUUGUUCACAGAGACCUUGCUGCCCGUAAUGUUCUUGUUGGUCAUGACAACCAGAUCAAAGUGUCAGACUUUGGGUUGAUGAGACAAAUCUAUGAAGAUGUGAGCAGCACAGCGAAGUCCAGAAAACUUCCUGUAAAGUGGAUGGCCCCUGAAUCACUUUAUCAAGGGGUUUACACGACCAAAAGUGAUGUGUGAGUGAUGAGUUUUCCCGCUCCCUUGACAACGGAACUAUUGAAACUUUUCUACUGAAUAACUUCUCAAAAUUGUAUUUGCCGUCAAAAUUACAGAAGCAUAAAACUCUGAAGCGCCUAAAUCCCCUUAUACUUUUUCAUAACCAUGCUAGGGUUUUUAGCCGUCCAAUUAGAAGCACGGAAAAUUGUUUGCCCAAAUAUGGAAUCAUAGUAUAGAAGGCAUCUCCGUCGAAAUAUAUAGCUGCUAAAAACGGAUUCUUCCGAUCCAGUCCUUAACAGCUUUCCAAUUACACCCAAAACUCAAGAGUACACGCAUUUUUGGGCUGCUCCCUGGGCAGCAAACAAACUAUAAAUGCCGUGAAUCUGUACAUAUCUUCUGGUUUCUCUCAUAGUUGGUCUUUUGGUGUUGUUCUUUGGGAAAUGGCUACCUUGGGUGAGUGGACAGUAAUUUUGUAGUUUAUAGUUGUCAUGUUAAAUUUGAGGUGACUGACAAAGUAAAAAAGCAUUUUUCAUAAUCUAUGACUCUUAUCGACCGUAGAAAUGAUGUCGAAAUGUUGAAAACUCGUGUACCACCCGCAGGAUAAUGGUUUUACACUGCAAAGUUUUGAGCUCUCCAAGGGAAUUAAGGGGACCGUGCCUUAACCCACCUUCCCCUCUUUGCCAUGGUGGGAUGUGGCUUAACUGUUACGAUUGUUAUUAAGGUUGCUGCCUCCAGGAAGGGCGAAAACAAUGUUUUAUAAUGUUUCAUUUGCGGCAAGUUUGAAUUUUCUUGUUUGAUCUGGGCUCUGUUUUAAUUGAUUAAGUGCAUUUGAGACAAGUACGUACAUCUCCUAGAUGAUAACCGUAUGUGACAAUACAUAUUUUAAUAUGUCAAAUUUUAAAAUUUGGGAACAUUUGAUGACUGGAAACGAGAAGCCUUAUUGUUAAUCACCCUGGAGUGCCUUCUUUCAUUACACAUUUAACUGCAUUGGCUCUAUACCAGACCUCCAUUCAAUCAACCAUUUUUGCAAAAUGGCCCUGUUGAGUUUAUAUGAGGAGGAGUGACAAUCGACUAAGGCAUCUUUAAUAGAAAUCUAUCUAGAGGAAAAUUGCAUGUAUUCAGUUGCUGAUAUAUAAUCAUUUGUUUUCUUUCUCGCAAUUGUCAGGAGGCGUACCAUACCCCACGCUGACCAACUCAGAGUUGUAUCGACUGCUCGGUACUGGUUAUCGCAUGGAAAGGCCUGACAUGUGCUCCGAUGACGUGUACGUUUCUUGAUUAGAUUGGUCUUAGAUUUAACAAACAGAUUCGAUUUUUCUGUGCGUCUGCUCGAUCAGUUACAUGUCACACCGAACGGUGCAGCAUACGAAUUCGUCAAAUAUUUUAACACUUUCUUUGAUCAUAUUAAGUACUGACCAGACGGACGGCAGGGGAAAACUUUUAAUGGGGUCCUCACUCUUUGAACAAGGAAACCCUUCAUUGGCUUUAUGGUCAAUAAAGGCAUCAUUAGUAGUGAUUAGGUUAAUCUCUUUCCUGGGUUCGGGGGAAGUACUCCAUGUACUAGGGAGGCACCCCAGUAGUCUACUAUGUUGAAACUUAACCCCCUUUGGUGUCUAGCACGGUCUAGCUAGGUCUAGUCUAUGACGUCACCGAUUGUUCUAACCUGGGGAAAAAGUGGAUUCCCUUUAUUAAUAUGUAUAAGUGUCUUCCUGCAUACUAAUUUGGAUUAGGUUUACUAAUGAGUGUCACUCUACUACAAUAGGAACAAUAGGCUUGUCUAGACUUACCCGGGCUCUUUUAACCCUGAUUGGAUAGUAAACAAUCCAUUAUGUGUUCAACAUAAAAGCGCGCUCACCGUUCAGCAUUUUAUUAUUGUCACAAACUCCAGUAAAUAAUAUUUUUGAGCGGAUAGCUUCCAAACAUACUAGUCAACGGUCCGAAAACAGUACUCGACUUAAAACUAUUCACUGUGACCAAAGAUAAAUAUUUUUAAUCUACAAAACCAUUGAUUCUGUUUUGUCAAUAUAAUUCAACCUUCAAACGUUUCUAGACUGUGGUAUCGAGCGUUAACCAUUAACAGGUUGGCCUUUUUCCUUUUAGACCUGUAUCAUACGAAACAAAACGAACGCAAGCGAACUGUAUUUUAUUAUUCAUCGCAAACUAAUUUAAUAUACACUGAGCCAACAUGAACGCUUGUCGCAUAAAUUAUCCACGGGAAUCAACUCAAUUAUAUAUAAACAAUAGCGUGAAUGCGCUUGGGUGAACAUCUUAAAAGCUUUUAUUUCUUCGAAUCUUACAAAGCAAAAAUACAUUUAUUGUAGUAACUCAACAACUUAAGAAAAAGGAUUACAAUAUGGUGAGCAAAUGAUUAAAGCCUAGAAAGUGCCUCUCCCUCUAGCUCUUUCGAUUGCUUUCGUUUCUUGAAGAAAUGCUUGGACACUUGGUUCGUCUUCGUGUAUAUAAAUCCACUUUCUUUUGCCGUUGGAAUAAUGUUUUAUUUUGACGGGCCAGUAAUUUUCAGAUGCAAACAUGACUGUGGGGGUAUAAGGGUUAACAGCAUUUCGAGUGCUCGUGUACAUCUCGCAAAGGCCAAACCCUUCUGGAAUAGCUUUGAGAUAGGGCGCUCCAUGUAAAUAAUUCUGCAAGGCGGACCAGGUCAUCCCACACCAAUCCAGAUCAAACGGUUUCGGUUUACGCGUAGAUGAUUUAGCUUCACCAUAUUUCGGGGGCACAAUAAGAUCCUUUGGGGGGAUCGAUUCCACCUCUCCCUCUGGUUUUAAGGUUUUGUUGAUACUUGGGUAAACUCGACAAGAGCCAAAGAUGUCGCUCAACACCUGCUUAUUUGCCGCCGUGUCCGGUUUAUUAUCUACAAAGAUGUAACCGUAAGGCCUCUCUGUUUCCUGAUAAUAAGCUGUCAUGAAUCGUUGGCGAUUCUUAUCAAACAUACGCUCAGCAACAAUUCCGAUUUGUUUCCGAUCGCUAGGACUUCGGAAAAGAGCCAUGUACUGUGCAUUCCGACUGAUAUCGGUGUUAAAUUUUCCCUUGGGGAACAUAUUCUGAAGGAGCAGUAUGACGCUGGCAUUUCCAUGGCGACCUUGGGUAAACAACCGAGAAACGAUGGGGCUUUCGAUCGCUUCUGCCAUUAGAUCAUCAAAGAUGAUAACGUUGUUGUAUUUUGGGUCAAUUUCUCGCAGAUCUUCUUGAAAUGUGGGAAGGCCACGAAAAAAUUUAAUGUCCUUUCCGAUCGCUGAUUUCAAAGCUUCGUAUCUAUCUUGCCACUGACUGUAAUACCAUAAAAUGCGACGGGGCUUGUUGGUUUCGUAGACAAUACGAUCUCUCGUUAGAAUCUGUUCUACGAAAACUGUUUUCCCUGAUUGACUUGGUCCAACCACAAGGAGUGAGAACUUAUGGCGAAACAUAAAAUCUGGAUAAGGCUCGGUUGCCAAGGAAACAUCAUGGGAAAGCUUUACCUUCUUUGCAGUAGAAGAAGUUUUCGGCGUUUCGUUUACUGGUCUCCUUCUUUUUCUUGGUUCACAUAUUUUUCUCGUGGAACUAGAUGAACAACGAGGUAAGUCGACGCUUGUAGAAAUAUAUUCUCUUUUUGAUUCCCAAGAAACCUUAGCCUCUUUUAAGAGUCGUGUUCGUCUUAGCCCGGUUAAGUCAUGGACAAUUUCAAGAUGAGAACUCAAGUUGGACACACCAGGUUUGCCACAUAGCGGACAAAUUCGAGGAAACGUUCGAGGCAUGACUGCUUGCGAAAAAUGACUCACAGUUAACAGAAUCAUUUAAUAUAUAGUUAUUUUACAAUGGUGGGGAGUACUUAAGAGAAUUCAGGGGUACAGGAGGGGUACAGGAAGGGUACAGUAGGGGUACAGGAAGGGUACAGUAGGGGUACAGGAGGGGUACAGGAAGGGUACAGUAGGGGUACAGGAAGGGUACAGUAGGGGUACAGGAGGGGUACAGGAGGGGUACAGGAAGGGUACAGGAGGGGUACAGGAGGGGUACAGGAGGGGUACAGGAAGGGUACAGUAGGGGUACAGGAGGGGUACAGGAGGGGUACAGGAGGGGUACAGGAAGGGUACAGGAGGGGUACAGUAGGAGUACAGGAAGGGUACAGGAGGGGUACAGGAGGGGUACAGGAGGGGUACAAUGAAAGUUCAUAGAGUUCCGUUGUGCUUUGCAGCCGUGCCUCCAUCGAUAGCUAUAAAAGAAGUAAGGCGCUGUUUCUGAUUCAGUCAGUUCUUAAACCUCGUGCAGUUCGGAUCACAAUGUUCAGCAAUUAUAAUCGUUUCGUUCAAAAAGGAUAUGGAAAUUUUGAAGUAUUUAUCCUUCUGAGUUUCAAUUUAGUGAACUAUUAGAGCAACUGAACACAUGUAAUUCUACAAAGUUUCAGUUCGACAGGGUUCUUCAUUUUGACAGAAUACGUUUGAAUAUUCUAAUUUAGUACAUACACACUCAGUGAUCUUGGUAAUUCAAGCAAUCUGAUUGGCUAGCUAUUUCGGACUAUGACGUUAUAUUCACCGCGCUAGGCGGUGAAUAUGUAGCAGAACGAAAUCGCUGUCGUGAACUGGGUGUUUUACCAAAGUUUCAUAGUAAAGCCUUUUUGAAAAUACACGAAUAUUCAUGUGCUGAUGACUUUAAAGGCAAGGAAAGACUUCAUGGUGUUUAAACAGCGUGAUUUAUUGUGAAGUGGUUUAUUUUGCUAGUCGAAGUAUAUGAAAGGGUAGGGAAAUCUAUCAUUUUGGUCUGUAAAAUGACUUCAGAGAACCAGAUAAGAUUUUCUGGCUGUGAAAAAGUCGAGAAAAUUUUGUAGUCUGUUAUUUAUUCGUAUUCAAAAGGAAAUACAUUUUUCAGCAAUUAAAAGAGAUAAAGUUAAAGUUCUUUUCUGUCAAUAAUGAUACUCAAAAGGAUAAGGGGUUGGACCUCGGGGCAGAGCUUUACAUAAUAAUGGCUGGAUGAAGGAAUAGGGAAUCGCGUGAUAACCAAAACGUUCCAAGAGCCCAUUUUAAUGGGCUUUACGUGGAAGCUUCACCCAAAAGGAGUACCUUUUUAGGCCACAUGUAUUAUUUUGGAAAGGUAGGAAUUUCACGAGCUAAAAUGUUUGAAAUGAUGGGAAAUUUUGUAACUUCGGUAAUUUACACUAAAAGAUAUUUUAAACAGAGGUGCCUUUAUUGUAUACUUAAUGUUAAGGGCUUAAUGGCUUAAAAAGUGAAGUAGUCGUACCAUUGUUUCAGGAUAGGCAGGAAAGGAAUGUAUACGAAAGGGGUACAAAACGUAUAAAAGGAGUUGGACCUCAGGGUGGAGCCUCCCUGUAAACUCAUGAAGCUAAGGCCCGGUUCAGACGCCGCUCCACUCAUGUGCCGAACCUAACUGAUGAAUUAAGUACGGCAAAAUAGCGGCGUCUGAAUCAAUUUGUUACGGCAGUUUUAGUUUGGUGCGGCAAAAGCGUUAAGUUCGACAGAGUCCGUCGAACUUUUGUCGAACUUAACUUAGGUUCGACACACGGUACGCCGUCUGAAUCAGAUGUCGCGCCAGUGUCGCUCCAAAGUCGAACUUAUUCAGUUAGGUUCGGCACAUGAAAAGUACGGCGUCUGAACCAGGCCUAAGACGCCUAUACAUUCUACUAAAAAAAUUUCUUUUAUUCCAAUAGACCUCUUUCGCUUGUAUGUUUUGUUUUGCCAAUACAGUUCAUGUCUAACGGUCAAAUUCCCCUGGGACCUAUUUUGCGAAAUCAAAACAUACAAGCUAUAAAGAGGUCUAUUGACACUGUCUAAUAAUUGACUGGAGCUCUACUAAGCAUUGAAUGGUUCUUUUUUUUUUCUCCAUUCAUAACAGAUAUGAGCUGAUUACUGAAUGUUGGAACGAAGACCCUUACAUUCGUCCCAGUUUCUACCGUUUGAUCGAAAAAAUGGAGGCGAUAAUGGAAAGGGAUGCACCAUAUUUGAAUGUAAACAAACACAAUGAAUAUCAUCCGUAUUACAACGUGCCUCCUGAAGCUAGUGCUGAUUGA
This is a messenger RNA of Porites lobata, 16614 nucleotides long. The record is from the annotation of a GenBank genome assembly. Lineage: Eukaryota; Metazoa; Cnidaria; Anthozoa; Scleractinia; Poritidae.